Molecule: messenger RNA, 2895 nt
Organism: Populus trichocarpa (black cottonwood)
Lineage: Eukaryota; Viridiplantae; Streptophyta; Magnoliopsida; Malpighiales; Salicaceae
Product: probable inactive DNA (cytosine-5)-methyltransferase DRM3
Exons: 12
Coding region: 338-2599 (753 amino acids)
Cellular component (GO): nucleus
Source: RefSeq, a predicted model, not a curated record
AAUUUACUCCGUGAUAAACGACAUUUAACUGACGUCGUAGUCCGUACCCAGCCAACACAACUUAUUUUCUCUAUCGCUCUCUCUGUAAUUCGUGAAAUUUUGAACUGUUUCAGCUAGUUUUUCACCGACCGAUAACUGACGCGCCGUUCCUCCUUCUACUCUCUUCUCUUAUCAGGCAUGGCGCGGAACGACAAUUACGUUGCAUGCACUUAAAAUGCAUCGGAUGGGUUGGUCAAUUUCAUGAUUGUAUUCAUCUUGCAGAGACGAAAGGGAAAGCUGGCUUAAUUAAUUGCAGAGCAGAGAGGUUAUUCAAGUAAAGGUGGUGUCUAAUUUUGAAAUGGAGGAUCCAAAUAGAAGCAGAAGCAGCAGCGAUUGGAAUAACAACAACAAGAAUUUAAUAAAGCCAAAGCAUGAGAAAUUGGAUUUUGAUUUGGCAUUUGAGAGUCUGCGGUCAAGGGAAGUUGGGGAUAAUGUAGCAAGUUCAUCUCGAAGCUAUUUAAGAUCAUUUUUUACUGAAAUGGGAUACUCUCCGUCUCUUGUCAACAGAGUGAUUGAGGAAAAUGGUGAAGACAAUGUCGACCUGUUAUUGGAGAUUCUCAUGGAAUGUUCUGGUCUUCAAAAGCCAAACUCUCAGUCAUCAGAUUCUUUAGAUUGCUUGUUUGAUGAUAGGGGUGAAAGCAGCCCUCCAAAGUAUUCCACAGUUACUGGAGUAAAAGAGGAGCCAGAUGUGUUUGAUGAAGUUUAUGACGACAAAAGGGUGUCCUUGCUGAAGAUGAAUUUCCCAGCAAAGGAAGUUGAAUUGGCAAUGGAUAAACUUGCAAUUCUGAAAACCAACCAGCAAAAAUAUAGUUCAUCUGACAGUCAUAUUGAUCUCAUAAUGUUACAGAGGACAUGCCUGAUAUUGAUGCGGAGAAUAAAGAGUGUUGCAACUGUGUUUUCUCAUCUAGUGGCUGUAUGCAUAUCUAUAUGUAUUUCAACAUCUAUGUCAGAUGACAUGACAAAGGUAUGCUUCAAGUACCACAUUGAGGAUGUCAAUGAUGAAACCCUAUAUGGAACUAUGGACAAAACACUCUGUUUGCUUAACAUGGGUUUCUCUGAAAAUGAAGUUUCUUUGGCUAUUGAUAAGUUUGGUUCAGAAGUUCCAGUUACAGAGCUUGCUAAUGCAAUUUGUGCACAUCAACUUGGGGAAACCUAUGUUAUAAAGAAGAAGUAUUCUGAGAAUUCCACUGCAAGCUGCUCGAGUGCUGCAGAGGACAGUAGAUCCUUUGGUGUGGAGACAGAAAAUAACACAAGACAUCACUCUUUCAGUUGGGUGAAGUCAGAAACUGAGGAUUGUAGACGAGAUGCUAUUUUGCAGUCAAGAGAUAUGAACACCAAGGAAACUCGUAAAGGAAAACGGCCAAGACAAGAGCACAUUGAAGGCUAUCAAGAAGCUCAGCCUAGGCAUGAUAGCCUUGAGGAAAAUUGUGCAGGUGAACAGCCAAAGCAGGAAUAUGACUAUGGUUCAAGUUCUUAUUUUGAACAUGAGUGGGUAGAAGAAAAGGUUAACUCUGACACUACCACAUUUGGAAUGCCAAAGCCAUUCAAAUGUAAUCCAUGCAAGAUUCUUGAUCAAAUUGCUGCUAAACCUCCGUAUUUUUUCUAUGGGAAUGUUGCAACUGCAUCUUCUGACACCUGGGGAAAAAUAUCUCAGUUCUUAUAUGGAAUCGAGCCUGAAUUUGUGGAUACUCAGUUUUUCUCGGCAUUGAGUAGGAGGGAAGGUUACAUACACAAUCUUCCUACUGAAAAUAGGUCUCACAUCCUUCCAAAGCCACCAAUUACCUUGGAAGAUCUGAUGCCAAGUACAAAGAAAUGGUGGCCAUCAUGGGAUGCAAGGAAGAAGAUGAGCUGCAGAAAUUUUGAUAGUAGUGGGUCGUCUCAGCUCUGUGAUAUGCUUGGGAGGAUGCUGGAUGAUUCUCGUGGUUUGCUCUCAGCCGAACAGCAGAGAGACCUCCUUCGUCAUUGCCAGGCAUUAAAUCUAAUGUGGGUUGGCCCAAACAAGCUAUCCCCCCUGGAAUCAGCUCAUUUAGAGAAAAUUCUGGGGUAUCCAUUGAAUCACACAUUAAUUGCAGAUUAUCCGUUGACAGAAAGGAUGUACUCACUCAGAUAUAGCUUCCAGACCGAUACUUUGGGGUACCAUCUCUCGGUUUUGAAGUCAAUUUUCCCACAGGGAAUAACAGUGUUGUCACUUUUCAGUGGGAUUGGUGGUGCAGAAAUUACUUUACAUCGUCUCGGCAUUCAUUUGAAAGGCGUGGUCUCUGUUGAAACUUCUGAAACAAAUCGAAGGGUCUUAAAGAGGUGGUGGUACAGUAGUGGACAGACUGGACGAUUGGAGCAAAUAGAAGACAUUCGGAAGCUAACAAGCAGUACAGUUGAGAGACUGGUUGAGAAUUUUGUCUGUUUUGACUUCGUAAUUUGUCAAAACUCUUUUACUCGGCCAUCAAAAAUUCCCGGAGUGGGUUCAGGUUUAGAAAGUCAACAUUUUUUUGACUUCACGUUGUUCAAUGAGUUUGUUCGUGUUUUGCAACGUGUAAGGAGUGCAAUCGAAAGAAAGAGGUAGUCGUUGUCGCUGUGUGCCUGUUCUGCAAACCGUGAAGAUAGUGUUUCUGUGAGACAAAAGUCUCAAGUUUUCCCUAUCAUUAUGCGUGAUAAAAAAAACUAGUUGAUAAUCGUAGAAGGUAAUGAUACAAUUAUGUUGCUCGGUGGUCAAUCAUGCGAAAAGCAAUGCAAAUGUGGAUUGAUUUAAAUUAUCCUUUUCCUUGGCCAUUCAUUUGAGAAGUAACCUGUUCUGUCCAGAGAUCCAUUUGCUUCGUGGUGGCUUUUGUGAUAACGGAGUAAGAGAAUUCUUUUCCUCUA